UACGUCAUUAAGCUACUUCCGGUACGACACCGUGCGCUUCUCUUUAGCAGUGAGUGUAGAUCUAGAUCUACAUCUUCAGUGUACAGAAUGUCCAGGUUACCUGCUGUUGUGAUUGACAAUGGCACAGGGUAUACAAAAAUGGGCUAUGCAGGGAACACAGAACCUCAGUUCAUUAUUCCCUCUGCUAUUGCCAUCAAGGAGGCUGCCAGUGUUGGGGACCAGGCUAUUCGACGACUAGGAAAAGGAGUGGAAGACUUGGACUUCUACAUAGGAGAUGAAGCUCUUGGUGCUACUGCUUAUUCCGUCAAGUGGCCGAUACGACACGGAAUUGUUGAGGACUGGGAUCUGAUGGAACGUUUCAUGGAACAAGCUAUCUUCAAGUACCUUCGAUCAGAGCCUGAAGAUCACUAUUUUCUCUUGACUGAGCCACCUCUGAAUACUCCAGAGAACAGAGAAUAUACAGCAGAAAUCAUGUUUGAAUCCUUCAACGUUCCGGGGCUCUAUAUUGCUGUUCAGGCAGUUUUAGCCUUGGCUGCAUCAUGGACAUCAAGACAAGUUGGUGACCGGACAUUGACGGGAACAGUUAUAGAUUCUGGGGAUGGCGUUACUCAUGUAAUACCAGUUGCAGAAGGCUAUGUGAUAGGCAGCUGCAUCAAGCACAUUCCCAUUGCUGGGCGGGACAUUACCUAUUUCAUUCAGCAGUUGCUCCGAGAACGUGAAGUUGGAAUUCCACCAGAGCAGUCUCUGGAAACAGCUAAAGCCAUCAAGGAGAAGUACAGCUAUGUGUGCCCUGACAUUGCCAAGGAGUUUGCCAAGUAUGACCAGGACCCCAGCAAGUGGUUGAAGAAGCAUGAGAGCACUAAUGCUGUCACCAAGCAGUCAUUUGCAGUUGAUGUUGGAUAUGAAAGAUUUCUAGGACCAGAAAUAUUUUUUCACCCAGAGUUUUCUAAUCCUGAUUUUACAACACCAAUAUCUGAAGUGGUGGAUGAUGUUAUACAGAACUGCCCAAUUGAUGUCCGCCGUGGCCUUUAUAAGAAUAUUGUACUGUCGGGUGGGUCAACAAUGUUCAGAGAUUUUGGACGAAAGUUGCAGCGAGAUAUCAAGCGAUUAGUUGAUGCUCGCUUGAAAGUCAGUGAGGAACUGAGUGCAGGAAGAAUAAAGCCUAAACCAAUUGACUGCUCUGUCAUUACACACCACAUGCAGAGAUACGCUGUCUGGUUUGGAGGCAGUAUGCUGGCUUCUACACCUGAGUUUUACCAAGUGUGUCACACCAAGGCUGAUUAUGAUGAACAUGGACCAAGCAUCUGCCGCCACAACCCUGUGUUCGGAACAAUGACAUAAACCACACACAACUCAGGUGCCAAUGAUAAAACAAUGGAUCUUUUCACGGCGUCAUCUUGUUUUAUUCUGUAGCUAAAUCUUUCGUAUCACUUUAGUUUACUAAAAGUAUGAACCUGAUAAGUAUGUACCAGUAAUUAUAGUCUGGGAAGCAGGCCAGAGCAGCAGCUUCAUCACUAUGCCUUCCUGCUCUGUCUGGUCUUUGUUGUCUGAUAUGGUGGACAAGGACUGGCAAAAUGUAUAUUUGUGUGUCAGAUAUAUGUGCACAUAAUGCUGUUUACUGUGAGACAUAUCUGUAGUUCUAUGUUUUGAUAAACAGCUUUCAUUAAUUGCUUAAUAUGUAUUAGCGACACAUCAGCACAUAGUGCACGAAAAUAUUCCUCAUACCUUGUGACUGUCACCUACAAGCUAGUACGUUUUGUCAAACGCUGGAUUUCUGAUUUAGACAUACACUGAGUAAUGAGUUACGCAGCAUGUAGUUUGUCAUGGGUUCAAAGCCAUGCCUAAUUACAACACAUUUUCACAGUUAAAAAUUAUGAAAUGUAAAUUGCAGAUAUAAUCCUUUUGUUUGGCCAUGAUGUAACUCUCAAAAGUAUCUGUAAACUGAUGAGUAGGUGUGUAUAAGUCAGGACAUAGAUGUACUAAUCUAACAAGAUCAAUACAUGACUGGAAGGUGCAAAACUUUCAGCGGGGCAUAGGUUUUAGGUGUAAAUAUUAAUGAUUCUGUUUAGUUUGGCAAGUUGUCCAAGCCAGGAUGUUUGUACUAGUGUUGCUCAUUCCUGGCUGAACAAAUGCUGUUGCUGCUACUGCUGUAUCAGUUGCUGUAAUGCCAUUCCAUCUGGAAAUAAAUACAUCGCUGAUGAUUUCUUGUCAUAUAUCACUGUAUAAUGUCAACAUUUCUUUCCAUUUAUUUAUUAUAAUGUUUUGAUCACCAACAAAUUCAAAAUCCUAAUUUGUGAAAUAAAUCAUUUGUUUUGUAGUGACAAACAUAAUGUAAAAAAUAAGAAAUUAAAUACAACUUAGAUUUGAAUACAAACUGAAUGAUGUAGAUGUUUUUAAUCAGUCUACUUCUUAAUAUUUCUUAUGAAUAAACAUGGAUACAUGUAUCCUAAAACAUA
Messenger RNA from Haliotis rufescens (red abalone), 2456 nucleotides. RefSeq names its product actin-related protein 3-A. Gene Ontology annotation, cellular component: Arp2/3 protein complex; actin cortical patch. The record is from RefSeq and is a predicted model, not a curated record. Bases 88 to 1341 code for a protein of 417 amino acids. The transcript has 11 exons. Gene Ontology annotation, molecular function: actin filament binding. Gene Ontology annotation, biological process: Arp2/3 complex-mediated actin nucleation. NCBI's taxonomy places the organism in Eukaryota, Metazoa, Mollusca, Gastropoda, Lepetellida, Haliotidae.